Messenger RNA from Metarhizium acridum CQMa 102, 1197 nucleotides. RefSeq lists its product as uncharacterized. The record is from RefSeq and is a predicted model, not a curated record. NCBI's taxonomy places the organism in Eukaryota, Fungi, Ascomycota, Sordariomycetes, Hypocreales, Clavicipitaceae. Gene Ontology annotation, molecular function: flavin adenine dinucleotide binding; N,N-dimethylaniline monooxygenase activity; NADP binding.
AUGUUGACAACCAAUGUCCCCGACAUAGCAAUGUGCUUCUCUGAUUCGAGAUUUGCGUACGGCCCCUUUGUGCCACACUAUAUUGCCCGGCAAUAUGUUGAGAAUUACUUCGCCAUCCGCAAGACAGAUGCCUUCCUACAGCUGAACACUACUGUGGAGGAUCUUUCGAGCGUGGCUUUGCCAGAGCGCGGCGGCGCCAGAGGUUGGAAGCUGACACUUCGCAAGUACGACGCCACCAGAAACGUCGAUGUGUGGCGCGAGGAGUUCUUUGACGCUGUGAUGUUGGCUAACGGGCACUACUCGGUUCCUUAUGUACCACAAGUCCCCGGCCUCGAGGCAUACAUUACCGAUUUCCCGGGGCGGGUAUCCCACUCAAAGUUCUACCGCUCUCCCCUACUCUACGAAUCCAAACGAGUUAUUGUAGUCGGGAACUCCGCAUCGGGCCACGACGUAAGCGCGGACUUGGUCUCUGCUGCCCAACACCCCGUCUACGUAUCCCGGCGCUCCAAGUCAAAGUGGGAUGGCGACGAACCGCCAUUUGGAAUAUCGUGGAAACCCACCAUCCGGGAAUUCCAACAAGACGGUAGAGUCGUAUUCAGUGACGAUACAUACUUGGACGAUAUCGACGCGGUGAUAUAUUGCACAGGCUACAAAGCUUCGUUUCCGUUCUGGAAUGAACAGGCUAACAAACAGCCCUUGUGGGACUACAAAGCCGACAGGCUGGUCAAGAGCUACUGGCAUACUUUCUUCCGCGACUACCCAAACCUCGGCAUUGUGGGACUUCCGAGGACUCUGACAUUUCGAAGCUUUGAGUACCAGGCUGUCGCGCUUGCGCGGCUGUGGUCGAACAGAAACUCCAUCCCGCUUCCGUCGCGUGAGGACCAAGAGGCGUGGGAACUGCAUCAAACGGAGAAGACGAGAGCCCGCCGUGGCAAGUUUCACGAUAUUCCGUGGGAAAAUGGCGAGACAACCGAGUACUUGAAGUACUUGUUCAACUUUGCGGGCCUUGGAACCAUAAGUGGCGAGGGCAGAAUACCGCCCGCUCUGGGGAGGGACUUGGUUUGGGCCAUAGAGAAUAUACACAAGUAUCCAGAGCAUACAACUCAGGGCAAGAAGAAGGGGGAUGGAGGAGAAACCGUGGAGGAGGGUUGGGUUUUGGUGGCAAAUAGCUGCAUGAAUCACUUGGGCUUUACUUGA